This is a messenger RNA of Cucurbitaria berberidis CBS 394.84, 2161 nucleotides long. Its product is annotated as endonuclease/exonuclease/phosphatase family protein-like protein. Bases 212 to 2059 code for a protein of 615 amino acids. The record is from RefSeq and is a predicted model, not a curated record. Lineage: Eukaryota; Fungi; Ascomycota; Dothideomycetes; Pleosporales; Cucurbitariaceae. The transcript is spliced from 3 exons. Gene Ontology annotation, molecular function: catalytic activity.
GCUAGUUGAGGGCUGAUGGGCGGAGUGUUAGGAACAGGAUAAGUGCGGCCGGGGGGGAUCUGGCUUGGAAUGAUGCUGUGCGAUCUUGACGUAGAUACUAGGAGGAGGUAUAAGAGCUGGGAGAUGUGCUCUAUUUUGGAUCAGCUAGAGCUUUCUUGCUAGUCUAAGCUCCCGAGACUCCGCCGUUUCGUUCCCGCAGUUGCAAAGCAAUAUGGCGGCUUUUUUUACGCGCUUCCUCGCUCUCGCUGCUUCCCUCGCUGUCUCGUCGUCUGCGACUACUAUCGCUGAAAUCAACGGGCCCAAAUUCCUCUCUCCACUGAAGGACCAGGCCGUUUCCAAUGUCAGCGGUAUCAUUACGGCAAAGGGCCCCGAUGGGCUGUGGCUCCGCUCCAUCUACCCCGACCGCGAUGAGCGCACCUCCGAGUCGCUCUACGUCUUCGGCCGCGCAUUCGGCGCCAACUUGACCGUUGGCGACUCGAUUGUAGUGCGGGGGCAGGUCGCGGAAUACAGGAACAACAAAGACUACCUGUACCUGACCCAGCUGUCGCGUCCUGUCUUGGAGAAGAAAGUCAGCAGCGGAACCAAAGUGCAGCCCCUCGUUAUCGGCAAGGACACACGCGAUCCGCCCACGGAGCAGUACAGCAGCCUCGAUGGCGGAGAUGUCUUCGCCGUGCCGAACAAUGUCUCGCUGAUCAGCGUAGCGAACCCCGAGCUGCAACCGAAGACGUAUGGCCUGGACUUUUGGGAGAGCUUGUCCGGAGAGCUGGUCACGGUGCAGAAGCCGACUGCGCUCACAAAAGCCAAUCGGUUCGGCGAUACGUGGGUCGCGGGCAACUGGAAGGUCAGCGGGCGCAACGACCGUGAUGGACUGACUAUUACGGACAAAGAUGCGAAUCCAGAGGCCAUCAUCAUUGGCACGCCACUUGACGGGACCAAGAACCCUACCAGCACUCGCAUGGGUGAUUCCGUCGAGGAGAUCACUGGUAUCGUCAGCUAUGCGUUUGGUUUCUAUCGUAUUCUGCCCACCACUGCCAUCAAGAUCACCGACUCGCAAAAGCAGGAGCUCCCCAAGCCGACGAAGCUGGAGUCGAAGGGCAGGUGUAGUGGCAUUACAAUUGGAGCCUACAAUGUCGAAAAUCUCGCGCCCAACUCUUCGCACCACGGUGCUGUGGCCGAGCAUAUUAUAAAGUACCUGAGGAGCCCGGAUAUCAUCUUCGUGCAGGAAGUGCAGGAUGAUAACGGCCCUACAAACGACGCAAUCGUGUCCGCCAACCUCACGCUGACUACCCUGACGGCCGCCAUCAAAAGUGCUGGAGGACCAGCCUACACUUUCACCGACAUUGUGCCCGUCGACGAUCAGGACGGCGGCCAACCAGGCGGAAACAUUCGCGUUGCCUACCUCUACAAGCCCGAGCUGAUUCGGCUUUACAAGCCCAACCCAGGAGGCUCGCUCGACGCAAACGAAGUGCUUAAUGGACCAACGCUCAAGUACAACCCUGGCCGUAUUGAUCCUGCGAACAAGGCAUGGACAGCGAGCCGCAAGCCGCUGGCUGCGCAGUGGGAGGUGAUUAGCAAGAAGAGCAGUGCCAGCAAGGCAGACACGUUCUUCACGGUAAACGUGCACUUUGGCUCCAAGGGGGGAAGUAGCAGUCUACACGGCGAUGCGCGGCCGCCGGUGAACGGAGGAGUAGCCGACCGACUUGCCCAGGCGCAAAUCACAGCAAACUUCAUAAAGAACAUUUUGGCAAAGGACAAGGACGCUCGCAUCAUCACAGCAGGCGACUUCAACGAAUUUGCGUUUGUCGAGCCGCUGGAGCAAUACGCGCAGAUUUCCGGGCUCAAGGACCUGGAUGCCGUGGCUAAGAUUGACAAGCUGGAGCGCUACACCUACUUGUUCGAUAUGAAUGCGCAGCAGCUGGACCACAUGUUCGUGUCAGACUCGGUUGCAAAGUCAGGGGAGGCAAAGUACGAGCACAUACACCUUAACACGUGGCCAGAGUUGGCGUCCCAGGUGAGCGACCACGACCCGUCCGUGGCCAGACUAGAUGUGUGCGCCUAGACUGGUGUCCUGCGUGUAAUCAUUGCACGCGCAUUAGUGCAGGUGUAGAGAAUAGAUCAAAGUACAUGAAGAAGUAAUAAUGACUAUCAUGCCGUCUCACCU